Striga asiatica is the source of this 1542-nucleotide messenger RNA. Lineage: Eukaryota; Viridiplantae; Streptophyta; Magnoliopsida; Lamiales; Orobanchaceae. The record is from the annotation of a GenBank genome assembly.
UACACACACAUUACGGCUGACUCGUUCCCUAGCGCCCUCAUUGCCUUCAAAGGCUUGCCCUUUUUCCGCCAUAGCCACACACAUCAUAAAAGCUUACAGCUCAAAAUCCCAUCUUCUCAAUCUCUGUCAGAAAGCAUCGAUCGAAACCCAUCAAUGGCUGCGAAUCCAGUUGCCCCAGGGAGGUCCGCGUCGGACUACAGCGAACUUCAGGCCAGCCGCCUCGCGGUCUCUCUCCCGCUGCCGGAGGUUCUCCGGAAAUCGUUCAAAGUCGUCGACGGCCCGCCGAGCUCCGCCGCGGGAAACCCAGAUGAAAUUGCAAAGCUUUUUCCGAGUCUCUUCGGACAACCAUCGGCAAUGCUUGUUCCCAGUGAUGCAUCUACAGCUAUUCCCGAUAAAAGCUUGAAAAUUGGAGUUGUUCUUUCUGGAGGACAAGCUCCUGGUGGGCAUAAUGUAAUAUCGGGACUCUUUGACUAUUUACAGGAAAGAACAAAAGGAAGCACCUUGUUUGGUUUUAGGGGUGGUCCAGCUGGGGUCAUGAAGUGUAAAUAUGUUGAAUUGACAAAGGACUUCGUUCAUCCAUACAGGAACCAAGGUGGCUUUGACAUGAUCUGUAGUGGGAGAGACAAGAUAGAGACCCCUGAACAAUUCAAGCAGGGUGAAGAGACAGCAAAGAAGCUCGAUUUAGAUGGACUUGUCGUCAUAGGAGGAGAUGAUUCCAACACUAAUGCAUGUCUUCUUGCAGAGAAUUUUAGGGCAAAAAACAUGAAAACCAAAGUCAUUGGAUGCCCCAAAACUAUUGAUGGUGACCUAAAAUCCAAAGAAGUGCCAAUAAGUUUUGGAUUCGACACAGCUUGCAAGAUAUAUGCUGAAAUGAUUGGAAAUGUCAUGAUAGAUGCUCGCUCAACUGGAAAAUAUUAUCACUUUGUGAGGCUUAUGGGCAGAGCUGCUUCUCACAUAACACUCGAGUGCAGUUUGCAGACUCAUCCUAAUAUAACUAUUAUCGGUGAAGAGGUCGCUGCUAAGAAACAGACACUGAAAAACGUCACAGAUUACAUUACGGACGUGAUUUGCAAACGUGCUGAACUUGGUUAUAACUAUGGGGUUAUACUUAUACCAGAAGGCUUAAUUGACUUCAUACCAGAGGUGCAACAAUUGAUUUCGGAGCUUAAUGAAAUCCUGGCUAAUGGUAGUGUUGAUGAAGAUGGAGCUUGGAAAAGUAAGCUCGGUGAACAAUCUCGCCAGCUGUUUGAUUUUCUGCCGAAAGCUAUCCAAGAGCAGUUGCUACUCGAAAGAGAUCCACAUGGAAACGUGCAGGUUGCGAAAAUAGAAACGGAAAAAAUGCUGAUCGAGAUGGUGGAAGCAGAACUGGAAUCAAGAAGGAAGAAGGGUUCGUACAAAAAGGAAUUCAGAGGACAGUCUCACUUUUUCGGGUAUGAAGGUAGAUGUGGUUUACCUUCAAACUUCGACUCGAACUACUGCUAUGCAUUGGGCUAUGCUGCUGGGGCACUCCUACAAUCUGGGAAAACCGGCCUGAUUUCAUCG